GCCUAUGGGGAUAGCAUGAGUCACCCUGUUGACUGUGUGUCAUAGCAAAAACUGAAAUCUCUCCAGGAAAUAUGCCUGUUUUGGAGCACAUCGAAGCCAUGGCCGAGACUCCGACUCCAGCUGGGAACAGCCCUGCACAGGCAAACGAAGAUACCCCGCCCCAGGCAGUCCGGGAACUGACGCAGACGGAUUAUCUGAACCGACGCCUCCUCAAAUCGCUUCUGGAAAACAUGCAGGCCACCGAAGUUCUGGCGCAGGAAAACGGGAACGGAUCCAACGAGGAGGACAACGAAUUCGAAGAAUAAAUCCUUUAAUUAGAGUACAGUAAAACUAGUGAGCUAAAACGGA
This is a messenger RNA of Drosophila santomea, 348 nucleotides long. RefSeq lists its product as uncharacterized. The coding region runs from base 72 to 305 and encodes 77 amino acids. The transcript has a single exon. The record is from RefSeq and is a predicted model, not a curated record. NCBI's taxonomy places the organism in Eukaryota, Metazoa, Arthropoda, Insecta, Diptera, Drosophilidae.